This is a messenger RNA of Fulvia fulva, 621 nucleotides long. RefSeq lists its product as uncharacterized. The coding region runs from base 1 to 621 and encodes 206 amino acids. The record is from RefSeq and is a predicted model, not a curated record. The transcript has a single exon. Lineage: Eukaryota; Fungi; Ascomycota; Dothideomycetes; Mycosphaerellales; Mycosphaerellaceae.
AUGCAAGACAAUACAAACCCAUCCCCACCACCAGAAACAAUCCACUACCGCAACAUCCCCCCAUCCACCGGCGGCCCAUUUCCCCUCAGCUCCCCCAUCGGAACCCGCGACUGCCAAACCUGCGUAGGCCUCUUCAUCCCAAUCUCCGCCGAAAAAUGCUACGUCGCACACAUCAACGCAACCAUCCGUGUAGGCGGCUCAUAUACCUAUCUCCACAAAGUGCAAGACGACGAAGGCUCCCGUCUGGAGGAAAAGGUCCUAGCGCGUCUCAAGGUCAUCGCUAGUCAGGAGCGCUGGGACCCGCAGGAUGUAGACGCUAGUAAGGUCAUUGUGGUGUGUCCGAGGCCGGAUGCCCCGUUUGUGGGGUGGUAUGUGGUUAAUGGGAUUUCUGCUUUUUUCGGUGGGAGGGUGGGGCAUGAAGAUGUGGUGAGGGGGUGUCAUGGGUUUGUGGUUGAUCCGGAGAGGGGGAAGAGGUAUUUUCUGCCUAGCGAGGGGUUUACGCUGAGUGACUCUUUGGAAGAGCAGUGGGUGCAAGAGGUUGGUGAUAGGCCGUAUCGGUUCUUGGUCGAGGAGCUGAAGUCGGCGAGGGACGAGUGGGCGCCUGAGGUUACGAGGUGGUAA